AUCCAGGCGGGUGUGAGGAUGUGGCUGGCUCGGAGGAAGUACCAGGAGAGGCUGCACUACUUCAGGCAGAACAUUAAAGCUGUAAUUAAAAUCCAGGCUUUUGUUCGAGCUAACAAGGCCCGUGGGGAUUACAGGAUGCUGGUCCAUGCCAAGAACCCCCCGCUGAGCAUCGUCCGGCGCUUCAUCCACCUGCUGGAGCAGAGCCAGCACGACUUCUGGGAGGAGUCGGAGGUGCUGGGGCUGCAGGAGGAGGUGGUGAAGAGAAUCCGAGCCAGCCGGCAGCUGGAGAGCGACCUGGACCUCAUGGACAUCAAGAUUGGGCUGCUGGUCAAGAACAGGAUCACGCUGCAGGAGGUGGUCUCCCACUGCAAGAAGCUGACCAAGAAGAACAAGGAGCAGCUCUCCGAGAUGAUGUCCAUAGACAAGCAGAAGGGGCUCAAGUCCCUCAGCAAGGAGAAGAGACAGAAGCUGGAGGCCUACCAGCAUCUCUUCUACCUGUUGCAGACACAGCCUGUGUACUUGGCCAGGCUGAUCUUCCAGAUGCCCCAGAACAAGUCCACCAAGUUCAUGGAGUCGGUGAUCUUCACGCUUUACAACUACGCCUCCAACCCCCGGGAGGCCUACCUGCUGCUCCAGCUCUUCAAAGCAGCUCUGCAGGAGGAGAUCAGGUGCAAGGUGGGGCACGUGCAGGAGAUCCUGACGGGGAACCCCGCGGUGCUGCGGCUGGUGGUGCGGUUCUACCGCAGCGCCCGGGGGCACAGCGCCCUGCGGCAGAUCCUGGCUGCCCCCGUGCAGGACGUCCUGCAGGACAGGACCCUCCGCGUCCGCACCGACCCCCUGGACAUCUACAAGGCCUGGGUCAACCAGAGCGAGUCGCAGAGCGGGCAGAGAAGCCAGCUCCCCUACGAGGUGAGCCCUGAGCAGGCUCUCAGCCACCCCGAGGUCCAAAGGCAGUUGGACGUUUCCAUCCGCAACCUCCUGGUGGUGACGGAGAAGUUUGUCUCUGCCAUCACCUCCUCCGUGGACAAGAUCCCCUAUGGGAUGCGCUACGUGGCCAAAAUCCUGAGGACAUCCUUGGCUGAGAAAUUCCCCAGGGCCCCAGCGGAGGAGAUCGACAAGGUCGUGGGGAACCUGCUCUACUACCGCUUCAUGAACCCGGCCGUGGUGGCCCCCGAUGGCUUUGACGUGGUGACCCCCUCAGCUGGGGUGACCCUGCCCCCCGAGCAGCGCCGCAGCCUGGGCUCCAUCGCCAGGGUGCUGCAGCACGCGGCCGCCGGCAAGGCCUUCCAUGGGGAGAACGCCCACCUCCGGGGGCUCAACCAGUACCUGCAGGACACCCACGCCAAGUUCAGGAGGGUCAUCUCCGCUGCCUGCAGCGUCCCCGAGCCGGAGGAGAGGUUCAACGUGGACGAGUACUCAGAGAUGGUUCAGGUGGCCAAGCCAGUCAUCUACAUCACGGUGGGGGAGCUCAUCAACACACACAAGCUGCUGCUCGAGCACCAGGACUCCAUUGCCCCCCACCACGACGACCCCCUGCACGAGCUGCUGGAGGACCUGGACGAGCUUCCUACAGUCCAGUCCCUUGUUGGGGAGAGCGUUGCCAGCCCAGGGGACAGCAGUGCUGAGCAGGUCCUCUCCCAGCUCAGCAGAAUGGAGAUCUCCCUCACCCUCACCAGCAAGAUGAUGCCAGCAGCCAGCAGUGAGGAGAACGACACAAGGAGCUUGCUGCUGAG
This is a messenger RNA of Merops nubicus (carmine bee-eater), 1733 nucleotides long. Its product is annotated as ras GTPase-activating-like protein IQGAP3. NCBI's taxonomy places the organism in Eukaryota, Metazoa, Chordata, Aves, Coraciiformes, Meropidae. The transcript has 12 exons. Gene Ontology annotation, biological process: regulation of GTPase activity; regulation of actin cytoskeleton organization. Gene Ontology annotation, molecular function: actin filament binding; calmodulin binding; GTPase activator activity. Gene Ontology annotation, cellular component: cytoplasm. The record is from RefSeq and is a predicted model, not a curated record. The annotation marks the transcript as partial.